Molecule: messenger RNA, 903 nt
Organism: Cricetulus griseus (Chinese hamster)
Lineage: Eukaryota; Metazoa; Chordata; Mammalia; Rodentia; Cricetidae
Source: RefSeq, a predicted model, not a curated record
AUGUGGGACUACUACUGGGGCCUCAGCAGUCUCUGGGUGGGCUGGAUGCCAGAUUGGGAUCCCCAGUGCAAAGUCCCCAGGCCUCAGGCAGCUCUGAGCAGGGCACUGGAAGUCGCUCAUGUCUCGGGAAGAGACAAGAGCUCUGGUCUCGGGAGGAGACAGAGUGUGAUCAGCAGACAUGCUAGGGGAUCACCGACUGCCACCCUGGAAGAUGUUCCAAGAAGUCUGGGGGAACCUCAGGGACGCUUGGGAGAUUCCCAUCUGGGAGCCGGGGAGAACAUUAAUAUCUACUGGAGUCCCGAUGGGCAGACUGUUGCUGUGGGCAACAAGGAUGAUGUUGCUGGUUUUAUUGAUGCCAAGACAUACCGUUCCAAAGCGGAAGAGCAGUUCAAGUUUGAGGUCAAUGAAAUCUCCUGGAAUAACGACAAUAACAUGUUCUUCCUGACCAAUGGCAACGAUUUUAUCAACAUUCUCAGCUACCCCAAACUAAAGCCUGUGCAGUCCAUCAACGCCCACCCUUCUAACUGCAUCUGUAUCAAGUUUGACCCCAUGGGGAAGUAUUUUGCCACAGGAAGCGCAGAUGCUUUGGUUAGCCUCUGGGAUGUCGAUGGGUUAGUGUGUGUGCGGUGCUUCUCUAGGUUGGACUGGCCUGUGAGGACCCUUAGUUUUAGCCACAAUGGGAAAAUGCUGGCGUCGGCCUCAGAGGAUCAUUUCAUUGACGUAGCUGAAGUAGAGACAGAAGACAAGCUGUGGGAGGUGCAGCGUGAGUCCCUGACCUUCACCGUGGUGUGGCACCCCAAGAGGCCUCUGCUAGCGUUUGCCUGUAAUGACAAAGAUGGCAAAUAUGACAGCAGUCAGGAAACUGGGACUGUGAAGCUAUUUGGGCUUCCGAAUGACUCCUGA